AUGGCCUCUGCAACUCAACAUGAAUCGACAAACGGCAUCAAGUGCCCCGUGGCCUUGAUAAAAUCGAACCUGAUUUUGAUCCCCACGCCGGUUGCCAUCUCAUCACCCUCUUACCGCGCCUUUUACGCCUCUCUGCACGCCAAUACCUCUUUUUGUGAAAUGGGUUUCGGGGAACAUUUCCCGGCUAGGUCCUGGUCCGAUGAAGAGACUUACGAGAUAAUCUCGACUCGGGACGUGAACAACGAUUGGAGAAACAGAGGCGUUGGCGACUUUGCUGUGGGGUUAUUGGAACCCGAGGACCACAAGCGCAUUUUGGGAGAUAAUGCCGUCACCAGGAAUAUUUCAGGGCCUGGUAUUGCUGAGGAUGAGCAAAUCCGAGUACUGGAUACUGGCCGAGAAUCAUUGGCGCUUGAGGAGAUUGAGUGGGUUGGCUAUGCAGGUAUUCGGCAAGCGAGGGACGUCGACCGCAUCCCAUCAUGGAAGGACAAGGUCGAGAUCCGUUAUGGUGUAUCCCCCAAUCACUGGGGUAAGCGCAUCGCCAAUAGAUCGGCUGAGGUGGUGAUGGACUGGGCUGCGGCGGAGAGAGGUGUCACCAAGUUUAUUGCAGCAACUCAGCGUGCCAACACUCGGAGUGGUAGAGUUCUUGAGAGACUUGGAUUUGUUCAGUUGGAGGAGGCAAAGUAUUGGAAGGAGGAGCCAACUGAGGUGGAAUGGGAGCGGGUUAUUUAG
Molecule: messenger RNA, 729 nt
Organism: Fusarium vanettenii 77-13-4
Lineage: Eukaryota; Fungi; Ascomycota; Sordariomycetes; Hypocreales; Nectriaceae
Exons: 1
Coding region: 1-729 (242 amino acids)
Molecular function (GO): acyltransferase activity, transferring groups other than amino-acyl groups
Source: RefSeq, a predicted model, not a curated record